Molecule: messenger RNA, 1090 nt
Organism: Oenanthe melanoleuca
Lineage: Eukaryota; Metazoa; Chordata; Aves; Passeriformes; Muscicapidae
Gene: TMEM50B
Product: transmembrane protein 50B
Exons: 6
Coding region: 19-495 (158 amino acids)
Biological process (GO): late endosome to vacuole transport via multivesicular body sorting pathway; protein targeting to vacuole
Source: RefSeq, a predicted model, not a curated record
GCAGGGUGAGCUGCAGCCAUGGCAGGCUUCCUGGAUAACUUCCGCUGGCCCGAGUGCGAGUGCAUCGACUGGAGCGAGCGCCGCAACGCCGUGGCCUCCAUCGUGGCCGGGGUGCUGUUUUUCACAGGCUGGUGGAUCAUGAUCGACGCUGCCGUGGUGUACCCGCGGCCGGAGCAGCUGAACCACGCCUUCCACACCUGCGGGGUCUUCUCCACCCUGGCCUUCUUCAUGAUAAAUGCUGUAUCAAAUGCACAGGUGAGAGGAGACAGCUACAGUGAUGGAUGCUUAGGAAGAACAGGGGCUCGGAUCUGGCUCUUCAUUGGCUUCAUGCUGAUGUUUGGAUCCCUCAUUGCUUCCAUGUGGAUUCUCUUUGGAGCAUAUGUUACACAGAACACUAAUGUGUACCCUGGCUUAGCAGUGUUUUUCCAGAAUGCAUUAAUAUUCUUCAGCACUCUGAUCUACAAGUUUGGGAGAACAGAAGAGCUGUGGGGCUGAGCUCCCUGCUGGCCUGGCCCCUAAGCUGCCAUGUGGUUCUUGUCUGUAGAUAAUUCAGUCCUUUGUCCUUGGUUUGCUUCCCAAACUGGUGGAACUGAGACAAUUCCAGGCUCUGUCCAAGGCUGCUCUUCUCCCAGGACACACUUGUGAAUAUGUACAUAGGACAUUUCAAAGGGAAUGGCAGGCUGCCAGGCUUUCCUGCUGCAAUCUCCAAAAAUCCACAGCUUCCCAUCCAGGUUUCAUCUUCCAAACCUCCAACAAUUAGUGAGCAAACAGGACAGAGCCCACCCCUGGAGCAGGGGUAAGAGCUGAUUUUAAGGAUUUUAUAUUAUUGUUCAGGUAAAUAUAAAGUAGCUUUUUUUUUUUUUUUUUUUUUUUUUCUGGUAAAAGGUUAUGGGUUUUUAAGCAAGUCCCUACACUCAGCAGGUUGUGCAUGGCAAAGCAAAAUAUUCCUGACUUGUGAUGGCUCUGGCACAAAGGACAUUUGCUGGCACCACAGUCCUUGGAAUUAAUUUCAUGCUGCUCAGUGUAAGAGAUACCAGUUGGUAUUUAAUGUAUUUCCUGAUAUUAGAAUAAAAAAACUCCAACAAACUGA